CGAGUAUUUUGUGACAUGACUUCAAAGAAUGGUGUUGGUGUGACAGAGAUUGGACAUGACAGUGAAUCAAGAACACUUAUGGACGGAUACGAUGGUAAAGGCUCUUAUACACGAACAAUUAAGUAUGGAAUUUCUAUUGAGCAGAUCGUCGCUAUUAUGAAUCAGUCAAUAAAUUGUGAGCAGUUCAUAAAGUAUGAAUGUUAUCAUAGUAUGCUGUUAAAAGACUCGACUGGUUGGUGGGUAUCACGUCAAGGCACAAAUAUGACUUACUGGGGUGGAGCGGCAGUCCACAGCGGAAACUGUUCAUGUGGAAUGACCAACAGUUGUGCAGGUAAAAAGAAAUGUAAUUGUGACAAAAAUGACAAAACAUGGCGUGAAGACAGUGGAUACCUGACAGACAAGAAUACACUUCCUGUUACUGGACUGCGAUUCGGAGACACAGGCGAGAGACUCAGUAAUGGAGAAAGAGAGCAUGGCUAUCAUACACUGGGAAAAUUACGUUGUUGGGGUUGAGAGAAGCUACGUCAGUUCCUUGCGACUAAUUUUUUUAUGCGCUGUAUGUAAAAUACCCAUAAUUCGAUAUCUCAUUUUUUUAAUAACAUUCUCAAUAUUGAUUGUUUGAUUUGCAAAUUAUCUACCUGAACAUAUCACUGUGUAGGCAACUAGUCAUGCAGUUAAUAAACACGUUUCUUAGGAGCAAGUAAUACCCC
Dendronephthya gigantea is the source of this 710-nucleotide messenger RNA. RefSeq names its product neurexin-4-like. The record is from RefSeq and is a predicted model, not a curated record. The transcript has a single exon. Bases 16 to 513 code for a protein of 165 amino acids. NCBI's taxonomy places the organism in Eukaryota, Metazoa, Cnidaria, Anthozoa, Malacalcyonacea, Nephtheidae.